Messenger RNA from Pyrenophora tritici-repentis Pt-1C-BFP, 4685 nucleotides. NCBI's taxonomy places the organism in Eukaryota, Fungi, Ascomycota, Dothideomycetes, Pleosporales, Pleosporaceae. The record is from RefSeq and is a predicted model, not a curated record.
AGGCGAGGGCAUUUUGGUGUAUAUGUCCUCGGUCGGCAAUCUCCAGCUGCUGGCGUUCACUCUCUCCGACCAGACGCUUAGGUACCAUUGCCUCUGUAUCGCCACCUAAUAGACUGUUUUGUGUCCCAAGGUAGCCACUCUACCACCGCCACACGUCGACGGCGAAUGAGCAUGUGCAGCGCCGGUACACUGCCUCCCUCAACCUAGCCUUGUUCCGCUCUUCAGCUUGCUUGAUUCACCCACCUGCUCAAUUGCCGUGUUUGCAUACGCGACUUUCCCAACCACAUCGCAGGUAGUCGCUCGCUGGCCCCUUCCCUUACACUCACUAUAACGCGCGCUCAAUAUACGGAUCCCGAACAAGCACUGCCCUGGCUUGAUCCGCCUCCCAACAUCGACCUUUAUAACUUGCAUGUACUUCCGCAUGCAGUAGUGCUCUACUCAUAAUCAGCCAUCUCACCGGAACUGUACGCCUGACUAUUCCUACGCUGACAUCCAUCGCCUACUUGUUUGCACAGCCUACUUCAGGCCUUCCACCAUAGCGUUGAGGCCUCCAGGCUACGAAUAUGGCGACCGGAGACGCGAACAGCGGUCCUUCAAGGCCACGGGCACCCACCAUCACCAUCGACACGUCUGCAACAAACGACCCUACCAUGGGUGAUUCAGUAGCCCUUGGCGAUAUCCCCGACAACCAUAGACCAUCCACAAACGCUAAUACCGAUAAUAUCUCGCCAACACAGGCUAGACAGCCUGCCCAAGAGCUGCACAACACCCAUUCUUUCGACAGCAGUAGGCCAACGAGCCCGCAUAAUAUCAGCUCGCCAGUCACGGGAUGGAACAACGGCCUACUCAACGUCCCGGGUGCUCGCUCUCGAGGCAAUUCCAUGGACUCUGCGACCGACAACGGCGAAUCCAAUAGCACCGGCACAUAUGUCGCGUCCUCGCAGGGGGAGACACUGAAGGGCGAACUGGGGCCAACUGAAAUUAUGAAUGACAAAGAAGCUCUAAAGCCCGAUCCAGGCACCGAAGCAGACUUUGAGGUUGAGAACAACAAGUUUGCCUUUUCUCCCGGUCAGCUUGGCAAGCUCUACAAUCCCAAGAGCGCUGGCUUAAGUAUCGACGAGCAGCACCUUGACGGCACAGUGACUUUCGAGGAGGCUACUACCCAGACUACGACUGAAUCACCGCAAAAGUCUUCGCAGCACGCUGCUCACACCGAGAACGCGCCCGCUGCUCCUAAAGAGAACGCUUUCGCCGAUCGUAAGCGCGUCUACAGCGACAACAGACUUCCUGCCCGGAAACCCAAGAACAUCUUUCAGCUAGCAUGGAUGGCCUACAACGACAAGGUCCUUAUUCUACUAACCAUCGCCGCCGUCAUCUCGCUAGCUCUAGGUCUCUACCAGACUUUUGGUGUUAAACACGAGCCUGGUGAACCAAAGGUCGAAUGGAUCGAGGGUGUAGCUAUCAUUGUCGCUAUUGUCAUCGUUGUAGUUGUGGGUGCUGCCAAUGAUUGGCAGAAGGAACGACAAUUCGUCAAGCUGAACCGCAAGAAGGAGGACCGCACUAUCAAAGUCAUACGAUCCGGCACAACUCGCGAAGUCUCCGUCUACGACAUUUUUGUCGGCGACAUCGUCAUGCUGGAACCCGGUGACAUGAUUCCUGUGGAUGGUAUCCUUGUCCAAGGCCAUGGAAUCAAAUGCGACGAGUCUUCGGCUACCGGCGAAUCUGACCUGCUCAAGAAGACAUCCGGAGACGAAGCUUUCAAGGCGAUUGAGCGACAUGACAAUCUCAAAAAGGUCGAUCCCUUCAUUCUCUCCGGUGCCAAGGUCUCUGAGGGUGUAGGGUCAUUCAUGGUCACUGCUACUGGUGUUCACUCGAGCUACGGCAAGACGAUGAUGUCUCUUCGCGAGGAGAGCGAAGUAACACCUCUUCAGAACAAACUCAACGUUCUCGCCACCUACAUUGCCAAGCUUGGUGGAGCAGCUGCCUUGUUGCUUUUCGUCGUACUCUUCAUCGAGUUCCUCGUCAAACUAAAGGGAUCUGACGAACCGCCUGCCGCAAAGGCCCAGAAUUUCCUCAACAUCCUCAUCGUCGCAAUCACCGUUAUUGUCGUUGCUGUGCCUGAGGGUCUGCCACUGGCUGUGACACUUGCCUUGGCUUUUGCUACUACCCGCAUGUUGAAGGACAAUAACUUGGUUCGCCUGCUCCGUUCUUGUGAAACCAUGGGAAACGCAACCACCAUUUGCUCCGACAAGACUGGUACUUUGACGCAAAACAAGAUGACGGUUGUUGCUGGUACUCUCGGAACCGCUCUUCGCUUCGGUGAUCACAAGCUAAAGGCAUCCGCACCGGUUGACGACGGUACCAAAGGCAAAGAUAUAGUGGAAUCUCCUGUUGACAGCCCCAACGAUGUCUCCGCAACUGAAUUCGUUUCCACUAUCAGCCAGGAGGUCAAGGAUCUUCUUUUGCAAUCCAUCAUCCAGAACACGACUGCUUUCGAAGGUCAAGUGGGUGGACCCGACCCUUUCAUUGGCUCAAAGACUGAGACUGCUCUGCUCGGUUUCGCACGCGAUUACUUGGGCAUGGGCAACGUCUCUCAGGAGCGCUCCAACGCCAACGUCGCCCAAGUGAUUCCUUUCGACUCUGCAAUCAAGUGCUCAGGAAGUGUCGUAAAACUCAACAAUGGCCAGUACCGAAUGUAUGUCAAGGGUGCUUCUGAAAUUCUGUUGGACAUGUGCGACAAGAUCGUCACGGACGCGAACAAGGAGCUUCUAGAGGCACCUCUCACAGCCGAUAACCGCGAAACGCUUGAACAGAUUAUCACUACCUACGCAUCUCGCUCUUUGAGGACCAUUGGCCUGAUUUACCGCGAUUUCGAGAGCUGGCCACCUGCCGAAUCUUCUAAGAACGAGGAUGAUCCGAGUCAAGCUGUCUUUGCGGAUGUUUCUAAGAAGAUGACCUUCCUGGCUAUCGUUGGUAUCCAAGACCCGUUGCGACCGAGCGUGCGUGAAGCCGUUAAGGACUGUCAGCACGCCGGUGUAUAUGUGCGCAUGGUCACUGGUGACAAUGUUCUUACUGCCAAAGCUAUCGCCGAAGACUGUGGUAUUCUUGUACCUGGUGGUGUUGUCAUGGAAGGACCUACGUUCCGCAAACUGUCAAAACGAGACAUGGAUGCUGUCAUUCCCAAGCUCUGCGUUCUUGCCCGUUCCAGCCCAGAAGAUAAGCGUAGGCUUGUCAAGCGCCUCAAAGAGCUUGGCGAGACUGUGGCAGUCACUGGUGAUGGAACCAACGAUGCGCCAGCGCUCAAGACUGCGGAUGUGGGUUUCUCCAUGGGUAUAGCCGGUACCGAAGUCGCAAAGGAAGCCUCAGCCAUCAUCCUCAUGGACGACAACUUCGCUUCCAUUGUGAAGGCGCUUCUCUGGGGACGUGCUGUCAACGACGCUGUGAAGAAGUUCCUCCAGUUCCAGAUCACCGUCAACAUCACUGCUGUAUUGCUUACCUUUGUCUCUGCGGUCUCCGACGACGAACAGAGCUCUGUUCUGACCGCUGUUCAACUGCUUUGGGUCAACCUCAUUAUGGAUACCUUUGCCGCUUUGGCCCUUGCUACUGACCCACCUACGCGCACUUUGCUCGACCGAAAGCCCGACCCGAAGUCCGCACCGUUGAUCACGUUGACGAUGUGGAAGAUGAUUAUCGGUCAGGCAAUCUAUCAACUGGUUGUCACUUUUAUCCUCUACUUCGCUGGCGAAUCCAUCCUUAGUUACGAGACGGAACGUGAGCGGGACCAACUGAGAGCUUUGGUCUUCAACACCUUCGUGUGGAUGCAGAUCUUCAACGCUCUGAACAACCGCCGACUAGACAACCGCUUCAACGUCUUUGAGGGUAUCACGCACAACUGGUUCUUCAUUAUCAUUCUGGCUAUCAUGAUUGGUGGUCAGACCAUGAUCAUCUUCGUCGGUGGCGUUGCGUUCAAGGUCGUAAGACUCAACGGUGCUCAAUGGGGUUACUCAAUAGUCCUUGGUUUCUUGUCUCUGCCUGUCGGUGUCAUAGUACGACUGAUUCCCGAUGAACUCAUCCAUAAGUGCAUCCCCGAGUUCUUCCAUCGCAAGAGAACCCCCGAGGUUGUUGUCUCCGAUGACGACUACUACUGGAACCAAGGCUUGUUGGAGAUUCGCGAUGAGCUCGCUUUUCUCCGAAAAGUUCGUGGUGGACGUCUCAGCGCCAUCAAGUUCAAGGUCCAGCAUCCCAGAGAAAUCUUCACCAGAUCACGAUCCAGCCAUUCGCUACCUGGCACUCCCAACAACGGACAGGCGGAUGACGGCUCUCAAGCGCCUCCUACACCUAACAGCCGUCGCCGCACUAGGUCUCGCUCCAACUCCGCCUUUGGUCCGGCAACCGUCAUGGCUGGUAUCGUUGCCGGCAGUGUCGCUGGUUGGUCUCCCAUCGAUCGCAGUAACAACGACAAUGAUUCUAUCAAGUUUAGUCGCAACGCGACUAAGCAAGACCUUGAAUCACAGGAUGGCAUCAGUGUACAUCCAGACACAAAGUCGAUAGAUCCUAUCCUGACGCACGAUGCCGACUACCGUGGUCCUCCUAGCCAAAACACGGAGACGACACCCAACUUCAACGUUGGACCAUUCUCAGGCCACUCCGAUAACAACUCCAAAUCGGCCGGUCCUGGAACAUAG